AUGCCAGUAGAUUUAAGUACCGGCAUAGUACCAGUGUUUUAUCGUGAUGUGUUUGAAAUUUUGAAUACACAUGGUUUAGCGAAAUUAACAAUGGAUUUGUUUAUAUCUCUGUUUGAAUCAGCUAAAUUAUCUACAACAAUCUUAGCGCAAAUUUGGGAUUUGAGUUGUCCCAAAGGCAAACCAUUGACUCGUGCAGAUUUCUAUAAAUGUCUUACAUUUAUUGCAUUAGCUCAGCAAGGAAAGUCAAUUGAUGAAAGAUUGUUGGACAAUUAUACAAAUAAAGAACUUCCGAUUCCAAUGAUCGGCGAUAUUAAUGAUUUAGGAGAUCGUUUUAUACGUUUAAUGCGCGAUAAUCAAUGCGAAACAAUUCUAUGCUUUCGUUACGGCGAUUUAUGUUCGUUGGACACAAUACAAGUCGAAUUAGUACCGGACAAAAAAGGUGUUCUUUUUCGUCAUUUUGAAUAUGAAGUAUCAAGCAUGGAUUGUGGUGACAACAUGAAAAUACAAUUUCGGAAUGCACUAGACGAAUAUAGCUCACAUACAUCAACGGUACAAUAUGAUAAUACUAAUUUGCAAGCUGAUUCAUUAAAACUAUUUAAAGCAAGUCAAAUUCAUAUUAAUUUUAUUCAUCAAACUAUUGUUCAAAUAAGAUCAGGUUUGCAGAAUUAUAAUAAACAAAGCAUGAAAAACGCUGAGACGUUUUAUUCAAUUGAAAAGCAAAUACAGUCACUAAGCACAGAUACAACAGAAGUUGAUCGUUGGGCAUUGGGCGUGAAUGAAUAUUGGUCAACGAUUCAAAAAGGCCUGUCACAAUUACCGAUGGAGUUGAAUGCUGUAGCCGAAAGGAUUACUGAGCAGUAUAAACGUGAAGAUGAAUUAAUUAGUGAUCAUAUAGAUAUGUUAAUUGAUUUACUGCAAGGAUAUAAGGAUCUUUGCAAACGAUUCGAAAUUGCACUCGCAAAUGAACAAAAAACUGUCCAAAAAUUGACCAAUCAACGUCGUUCCAAUACAAUUACGUCAGGAACUAAAAGUCUGGAUGAAACAUUGGAAAAAACAGAAGCAAGAUUGUCUGAGCAUGAAAAUAUUUUACAAGAAAUAGAAAAGAGGAAUACGCAUGCAUUAAAAUGUGUUCAGUUAGAAACACAACUCGUUUAUGCCAACAUCGAAUCAUUUAUUUAUAUACUGAGCAGUUUCGGAAACAGUCAGUUGAAAUUACAUGGUGAUCUUUUACAAGUUUGGAGAGCGUUUUGUCCAAAAGUGUCGAUUAUAGCUCAAAGUUACAUAACUAAUCAAACAACGGCGAACAAUACUUUCAAAUAG
This is a messenger RNA of Didymodactylos carnosus, 1320 nucleotides long. The record is from the annotation of a GenBank genome assembly. NCBI's taxonomy places the organism in Eukaryota, Metazoa, Rotifera, Eurotatoria, Philodinida, Philodinidae.